GUUGCACGAAAACUUCUACAAACAUACUCCAAGGACGGCAAACACUACACACAAAUAAAUAAAUCAAAAAAUAAAAAAGGAGGUUUGGACCUCUUCAGUAUAUCCUGUAUACACAAAACCUUCGAUACAUACACGAAAACAAAUUUUACAACCGCCACUUCACACAACACCACACGAACAAAACGAAAUUAAAAUUGUCCCAGAGUCUGCUUCGUCAUAGUUCCGCAAAAGCGCUGCCAGCGCUUUACUUGCCACGCAAAUAAAUCAACUUUGCGAAUUUAGUUGUAAAUGUUUAUAUCAUUCUUAUACCAUCUUUCGAACAAAUCUUUUAAUUCUUCAUUUUUGAAACGUAAACUUUAAUUUCUGCGAUAUAUUUUUUUUUUGUUCUAUGGUCCAUGGAAUUGUUUUCAUUAGGAACGUUAUUAUGAUAUAUCUGUGGUUAUGUGUUUUUGUUGGCGGUUAAAUAAUUGAUUCGGAAAAAGUUGGAACAAGCUGAUUGCACCUAGCCGCGUCAUUUUAUCUCGUUAACGCCAUCAAAAUGAUGAAAAGCGAGCAACACAAAAAAGUCAUCAUCAAGGUCGAGUCGGAAAUUCAUCAGGAAAAUGUUAAAAAUACGCGGCGCACUCUAAAAACUUUACAACCGGCCGCACAGGACAAGGAAAAUUUGGCGGGAAGGCCUCUCGCUGUGAAAGAGGCUAGGUUGACUUUGGAAAACGACUCCAAAAAGAAGAACACGUCGCUAAUGCACAAGAGUACCCAGACUGAGAAAUAUGUGACUAACGCAGAAGAUUUGACUUCUGAAAAUGCCAGCCCCGAAUAUUGGCGUCGUCUGGCGGAAAAGAGGCAGGAGGCCCUCGACGAAAGCUUCCUUGAGAUCGAGAAGCUCAAGGGAGACAUAGAAACUCUGCAAGAGGAGAAUAAAAUCUGCAAAGAAAUGCUGCAAGAAUCAAGAAAUCUCGUAGAAGUGUUACAGGAGAUGAUCGAAGAAGGUGACGCGGAAGAGGCGAAAGCGGGCGGCUCAAACACCAGUUAAAAUCGGAAUUUUUAAUUUAUUUUUGAUUUAGAACAUGAAAGUUCAUAUUGAAUUUUGAUAUGUGUCACCAAUUAAAAUUUACUUUGACGCUACAUUCUCAAUUUGGUUAAGUUCAGGCUUAUUUGACUGUUUCUUUUUUUUAAAUAAAGGGCUUUUGACACAUG
This is a messenger RNA of Cylas formicarius (sweet potato weevil), 1197 nucleotides long. RefSeq lists its product as uncharacterized. The transcript is spliced from 4 exons. NCBI's taxonomy places the organism in Eukaryota, Metazoa, Arthropoda, Insecta, Coleoptera, Brentidae. The coding region runs from base 539 to 1033 and encodes 164 amino acids. Gene Ontology annotation, biological process: regulation of DNA replication. The record is from RefSeq and is a predicted model, not a curated record.